CACAGCCGAAACGAAAUAAAGUAGAUACGUUUGGCACAGUUACAAGUUGGUGACGUUCUGCGUUGCAUAGUGAUUAUUAUCUCAUAGCAUUAAUACCGUUGGCAAACAUCGUAAAUUCUGAGUAAAUACAAGAGCUUUAUAAAAUGAUGAAUAAAGUUCAUAAAAUCAACGAUCUUGGGGGUCCACUGAAGGAAUACUUAGGUCCUCGUCGAGAAUUGAUUGAUUACGAAACUAAGUAUCUUACAAGUGUUGGAGAGAAUUACGGAAGCUUGAUGUUAGCGGUGAUUUUAAAAAUAAAAAACAAAGAAACAAAUGCAGAAGAACACGUAAAUGUAAUUGCCAAAAUGUGCCCCCUCAGUGACAUUUUAAAGAAAGCGUUUAACGUGAAUGUUACGGUGAAAAAAGAAAUUGUUAUUUAUACGAAGUUUUUUGAAAUACUGAAGCAAUUCUUGAAGGAUCAUGAAGUUGAUGAUCGAUUUGAUUUUUUCGCUAAAUAUUUUGGAUCGCGAAUAAAUUCACAUCCAAAUGCAGACAUCGUAGAUGACGAUGCUGUAAUCAUUUUGGAAAAUCUUAAAUACUCAGGAUACGAAACGGUGGAUCGUAUGAAAGGUUUUGACUAUGAAACGUCAAUUUUAAUACUGAAAACAUUAGCUCUUUUUCACGGUGCUGUUUUGGCAUACAAACUACUGAACCCUGAAAAAUUUAAAACAAUUUUUAUGCCACAUCUUGAUGCUGCGCAGAACAUGGAGGAAAUAUUCCCCGAAGAAAUAAACCGCAAAAUGAUAUCUCAUAUAAUUAAUUCAGUAUCCAAAGAGAACGAAACCGUUAAAGAUCUACUUCCUAAAUUAAAAGAAAUUUUGGAAACGCAAUCCAAAGAAUCAAACCAUCCUCUUCCCCCAAACGAACCGUAUGGUGUAGUAAGUCACAAUGAUCUGUGGGUGAACAACAUCAUGGUAAAAUUUGAUGAAGGCAAGCCAAGCAGUGUUAAGCUUGUCGAUUUUCAAAUUUACUCAUACGCAUCAUUAGCUAGAGACCUAAUUUUUUUCCUUAUGACAAGCAUGGAAUUAAACAUUAUGAAAUCGCAUUACGACGAAUUUAUCAACACGUACCAGCAAACUUUGGUAAAUCUCCUUAGAAAAUUUGGUUGCGAUGUUUCCAAAUUUUCCCUGCAAAAUUUGUACGAAGAAAUUGCAUACGUUAUGAACCAUUCCGAACUCUUCCACGUCUUACUAAUGUUUAAACCGAUAUUUGCGGAGAGGGGGAUGAUUAAAGAUAUGGCUGAGUUCGACAUGGAUAGUUUUACGGAAUAUGAGGGAACCGACCUUUAUAGAAACAGAAUUACAGAAACAAUUGUUUUUGCUAAAAGUAAAGGAUGGUUGUAACUGCAACAAAAAUUAGUCACGCAUUGAACAAAACAUUCUGACACAUCUAUUUACAGUAUUAUUUUUAAGAUGAACAAUAACUGUUAAAUAAUACACAAUACAAUGUCACAUUAGGAAGUGUAGAAACGUUUUAAUAAACCAUAUUUUAUUUAUUCAUA
This is a messenger RNA of Agrilus planipennis (emerald ash borer), 1540 nucleotides long. RefSeq lists its product as uncharacterized. The transcript has a single exon. Bases 144 to 1382 code for a protein of 412 amino acids. Lineage: Eukaryota; Metazoa; Arthropoda; Insecta; Coleoptera; Buprestidae. The record is from RefSeq and is a predicted model, not a curated record.